This is a messenger RNA of Danaus chrysippus (African queen), 258 nucleotides long. Lineage: Eukaryota; Metazoa; Arthropoda; Insecta; Lepidoptera; Nymphalidae. The record is from the annotation of a GenBank genome assembly.
AUGAACAGUCCCAAUCAAUUAGGGGCGGUCGGCGAUCCGAUCGGAAGGAGGGCAGCGCGGGCGCUCUCACUGAAAACUUGGGAAAAUGGAAAUGGUGCGAGGGGUUACAGGGGGCGGCGGCGGGGGCUCGGGGGUGAGGAGCGAGGGGUGGGGGUCAGCCGGAGGGUGCGUGAGGCGCGCGCGUGCAUCGAUCGCGCGGGGCGGUUGGCACACGUACGGCUCAGUCCGCCGGGGCGGCCGGCGAGAGCGCGCGUGUGA